UCCAUCGCAUUCCCAGCCAUACAAGUAUCUUCCGUCCGCCGCGCGGCCGCCCUGCAUUCCUCCCUCGAGCCCCGCGUCCCUCCCUCGUGUUCGCGAUGUCUAGCGCGGGUUACCAGCCGCUCAAGACUGACGAUCAGGCCUACGACCACCCGCAAGGCCCUCCCGCGGGUCGUGGGAGCCCACGCUCCCGCCGGAUUGCCAUCUCGGUAUGCUUCGUCGUUUGCGCAGCGGCCCUCUCCCUCCUCUACGCCUUCCCGCCCUACUUUGGCCCAGACACGCUCACUACCUCGUCCUCGUCCCCUGGAGCGCUCCUCGACCAUGAAGGGCCUCUGAAGCAAUGCGCGGCAAGCGGCCCGCCCCCCGCCUCGCCCCCAGCACCUGUCAACCCUUGGGCCUCUCUCACCGUCCCAGAGACGACCGCGCUCACGGACUGGCUCAAUGUCCCGGAGCGCGCACUCAACCUCACCCCGGGCACGUCCGCACACAUCUCGGACAACUAUAUCUACCACAUCGGCGCAUGGCGCCCCGCCAAGGCCGACGCGCUCGCGUACCUCGCCGACCCGCAGGACACCGCGCCGCCCGACCGUUAUGCGCGGGUGACGAUCCACCACGGCGCCGCGGCGGAGCCGACAGUGCAGGACUACUUGGUGGGCCCGCUGCCUGUGAGCGGCGCGACAGGCAUACGCCCUCUAACAGAGGUGUAUCACCGCCCGGAGAUCCCAUACAACGCGCGAGGGUACACGACCCUCGCUGAGCUGCAGCCGAUUCUCAUCGACGUCAUGCCCAAGAUGGCGGAGGCAACCCAGGAACUGUUCGGAGGCGUCGCGCUGGGGCUCGCGAACGACACCCUCGUUGGAGGCGCGGUGGGCCCGCUGAGCUUCGACGGGUCCUUCCGGAGAGGUUGGAUCAACUGGCGGAGGAACGUCGCAGGGCCGUACCUCCACCCGGUCGGGUUCUUCCUCUACGUCGACAUGACCGGGACGGAUUCCAAUGAGUGGAAGCUGCUCAAGAUCGUGUACAACCACCAGGUGUUCGAGGGCGUGGAUGACUUCAUGGGCGCGUUCCGGAACGGCACGCUGAGGCGCCUCCCCGCGCGCCCGGACAACCACGACAUCGACUGGACGACGCGCAAGCGCCCCGACGGCCCCCGCCGCGACCUCGACCACCUCCCCGGCCCGCGCUCGGUGUCGUUUGCGGGCCUGCGCUUCCGCGUGGACAGGGAGACGCAGUACGUGAGCUGGAUGGGGUGGGGGAUGUACCUCGGCUUCGAUCGUGAUAUGGGCCUCAGCUUGUGGGACAUCAAGUUCCGGGGUGAGCGCCUCAUCUACGAGCUCGCGCCUCAGGAGGCGAUCGCGCAGUAUGCAGGCAACGACCCGAUGCAGAGCACCACAGCGUGGCUCGAUAGGUUCUUCGGUAUGGGCGGUUCUGUGCGCGACAUGCUCCCUGGCUACGACUGCCCGCACGAGGCAGUCUUCCUUCCCGCGACGACCAACACCUUCGCGGGCUCUAUCACACGCGAGCGGGCGAUCUGCAUAUUCGAGCACGACUCUGGCCGCCCGAUCACACGCCACAUGGGCUACGCGGAGGGGGAGUUCGGCGCCGUGCGCGGGUACAACCUCGUCGUACGCUCCAUCGCGACCGUCGGCAACUACGACUACUUGUUUGACUACAUCUUCCACAUCGAUGGCACGAUCGAGGUCCGCCUGUCUGCAUCGGGCUACUUGCAAGGUGGCUUCUGGGAGCCCAGUCAGGAGGGCUAUGGUACCGCGAUCCGGGACACAACCAUGGGCUCGCUGCACGACCACGUGAUCAACUACAAGGUGGAUCUGGACGUCGCGGGCGAGAAGAACUCGCUGCUGUUCACGCACACGCACCAGGAGGAAGUCGAGCAGCCGUGGUUCGAGGACGACUGGGGCAGCACAGUCCUCCAGCAGAAGAUCACGCGGACGUUCAUCGAGAGCGAGGACGACGCGCUGCUCAAGUUCCCGUACAACUUCCAGGGCGGGUACUCGCUCGUGAACCGCGAUGAGACGAACAGGUGGGGCAUCCCGCGUGGAUAUGCAAUUCACCCUGGGUACAACCCUGUGCACAAUACGGUUGUCGGCUCGAAGCGCCUGCUAGACAACGCGAACUGGGCGCGGUACAACCUUGCGGUGAGCAAGCGCAAAGAGACGGAGCCGACGAGCAGCAGCAUGUGGAACCAGAACCUGCCCGGUGCGCCGAUGGUGAACUUCCACAAAUUCUUUGACGGCGAGAACAUCACGCAAGAGGACCUCGUCGCGUGGGUGAAUGUCGGCACGCACCACCUCCCGCAGGCGGAGGACUCGCCGAACACGCGUACGAACCUCGCUGCGUCUAGCUUCUUCAUCACGCCGCUGAAUUACUUUGACUUUGACGUGUCGAUGGAGAGUCUGAAUGCGAUCCUGCUCUCUCCGCCGAAGAACUCGGGCGAUGCGUGGGGCUACGACGACAACGGUGUGAAGGACUCGAACUGCGUGCCGGGCCCGGUGCCGCCGUUCGAGUACAAGGGCGUGAACGCGUUCUCUCUCGACGGGAAGCUCGCACCGCCGGAGAGCGCGGACGAGAUGCGCAAGGGCGCGGAGAUGUACCACCGCAUCAAGCUCGAGUUGUAGACUGGUAGGUGCUAUAAGUUGCAUAGACCACAAACGAAUGUAUGUACUUGUUAGUCGGAAACAACCUGAUUCUCGAGGCUGGAAGUCCUGGCGAGUAUCAAGCUUUGUGAGGGUCCUUUGUUUGCCGUGUCGAUGAACCGCAUCAUAGCAAUUGUGCU
Messenger RNA from Rhodofomes roseus, 2791 nucleotides. RefSeq names its product amine oxidase catalytic domain-containing protein. The transcript is spliced from 11 exons. Gene Ontology annotation, molecular function: primary methylamine oxidase activity; copper ion binding; quinone binding. The record is from RefSeq and is a predicted model, not a curated record. NCBI's taxonomy places the organism in Eukaryota, Fungi, Basidiomycota, Agaricomycetes, Polyporales, Fomitopsidaceae. Bases 96 to 2633 code for a protein of 845 amino acids. Gene Ontology annotation, cellular component: plasma membrane. Gene Ontology annotation, biological process: amine metabolic process.